Messenger RNA from Drosophila simulans, 3839 nucleotides. RefSeq names its product alanine--glyoxylate aminotransferase 2, mitochondrial. The transcript is spliced from 4 exons. Gene Ontology annotation, biological process: glyoxylate catabolic process. Gene Ontology annotation, molecular function: pyridoxal phosphate binding; L-alanine:glyoxylate transaminase activity. The coding region runs from base 192 to 1748 and encodes 518 amino acids. Gene Ontology annotation, cellular component: mitochondrion. Lineage: Eukaryota; Metazoa; Arthropoda; Insecta; Diptera; Drosophilidae. The record is from RefSeq and is a predicted model, not a curated record.
GCUUUCUCCGCCGUCACUGGAAUCGGAAUCGUGCCCGCCUAUCAGUUGCUCCACCUCCGCCGUUACUAGUGGACGACUGUCCUCGCGAAGAACACGUGCCGCACAGUUGAUUCGAGUUCAAAAAGUGCAUCCAAGCCAGAAAAGUUUACAUAGAAAGUGAUAAGAGCGUAGAAAGGAAUCCGAAGCCAAAAAUGAUGUCCAAGCGUUUGUUAGCUGAGACCAUGCGGCUCCCUCCCAGGUCCUCGGUCCGUAGGAGCUCCAGCUCAUCGCUGCACUCAAAGGCAGCCCCCGCAACGAUAGCCCAGCUGCAGGUAGAGAUGCCCGACUGCAACCACCGCCCGGUGGCCUACGAGGGCUCCAGCUACGAGCAGAUUCUCAAGACCAGGCGCAACCACCUGACACCGAAUCUGCUGGCUCACUUCAAGAGGCCACUUGUGAUCCACGCUGGCCACAUGCAGUGGCUGUUCGAUCACGAGGGCCGGCGCUACCUGGACAUGUUUGGCGGAAUCGUUACUGUGUCCGUUGGACAUUGUCACCCAAAGGUUAACCAGGCGCUCAGCGAGCAGACUGCUAAACUGUGGCACACGACUAACAUCUACAUGCACCCCAAGAUCCACGAGUAUGCCGAGCGAUUGGUGGCCAAGUUCCCAGGAGACCUCAAGAGCGUGUGCUUCGUGAACUCCGGCUCGGAGGCCAACGAUCUUGCUAUGCUAAUGGCGCGCCUUCACACAGGCAACCAGGAUAUCCUUUCCUUGCGCAACUGCUACCACGGAAUGUCCCCCUACACCAUGGGCCUCACGGCACACUCCACCUGGCGCUUUCCGCUGCCGGGGGUGAACAACGGACUUGUGCACGUGAUGAACCCCGAUCCCUACCAGGGCAUUUGGGGCGGCUCAAACUGCCGGGACUCCCCUGUGCAGACCACCCGCGAAUGCCAGUGCACCGUGGGCUGCCAGGCCGGCGACGCCUACUAUAAUGAGCUGGAGGAGACCUUUAAGUAUUCCCUGCCGCGCGGCAAGGUGGCUGCUAUGUUUGCAGAGUCAAUCCAGGGGGUCGGCGGAACGGUCCAGUUCCCAAAAGGGUACCUCAAGCGGGCAGCAGCUCUGGUCAGAGCUAACGGAGGACUCUUUGUGGCCGACGAGGUUCAGACUGGCUUUGGGCGAACCGGUGAGCACUUCUGGGGCUUCGAGGGCCACGACUAUGUCCCCGACAUAGUCACCAUGGCCAAGGGCAUUGGGAACGGCUUCCCACUGGCAGCCGUUGUCACCACGCCAGAGAUCGCGGCAUCCCUGGGCCAGGCCCUGCACUUCAACACCUACGGAGGGAACCCGAUGGCCAGUGCCGUAGGCAUUGCCGUGCUGGACGUGAUCGAGGAGGAGCAACUGCAGCGCAACUCCCUGGAAGUGGGCACGUACUUCCUCAAAGGUCUGGCCGAAUUGCAGCAGCGCUUCGAGAUUAUUGGCGACGUGCGGGGAAAAGGCCUGAUGAUCGGCGUCGAGCUGGUGGGCAAUCGUGAAAAGCGUACCCCUCUGGCUACGCCGCACGUCCUGGACAUAUGGGAGAAGUGCAAGGACCAAGGUGUGCUCUUUGGACGCGGCGGCCUUCAUGGAAAUGUGAUGAGCAUGAGACCACCACUGUGUCUUUGUGCCGAAGACGUGGAAUUCGCCUUGGAGACACUGGAGGAAGCGUUUAAAUUUCAUAUGAGCAAAAGCCCUCGCAGUUGGAGAAACAGCACAACGAUGAUGUAGAUAAGUUGUACUUCAGAGCUCUUUUAUUCGCUUAUUCGCUUACAAACUAAUAAUUGAACAACAUUAUAGAGCAGCAUUAUGACCAACAAUCGAGGUUAAGAGCUAGCGAUUUUUGAGCGAGGCUUUGACUUAGUUAUAAAUGUACAUCUCAGGAGUUCUUAGAAGUAAUAUGUGAUGUGAGCCAUGACACAGCAUCGUACAUAGUUUAAGGGAACGAGUGCGAUUCGAAUCCGUAUCUGCUUAGGCUAGCUUAAGGUUUGUUUUCAAUGGCAUUGCCUUGAGCAUAAAUAAAUAAAACAACUCGAAAAUCGCCUUAGUUUGAACUAGUUAAUGCAAAAACGCAGUCUUCUUUUAAAGUCCUGGAGAUUCUCUUUGGCUGGGGGUCCUGUGGGACUCCGUUCUCCAAGUGGCUCCUGUUAAACUUGUACGUCGGGAUGCUUGCCCUCGUUAUUGUAAUCAGCGCUCAGCAGCGUCUCAGACAGCUCCUUUCUUGCCUUCUGCAACACCCAGAACAUCAAGGCCACGCCACAAAUUACCUUAAAGACACAAAAGACACAUUGUAGCUUAAAUAACUUAAGAUCAUUAAACAAAGAGCUCUGUGGACUUAUUAAACACCAAUAAUGAACCAAUUCAAAUGUACAAACUCAAAAACUAUUAAGCACGCGAUUUAACCUACCUCAAACAGAAAGCUGAUAUACCCCGUCAGUUUGGUAUCGUUAUCACUGAGCACUUCAUGCAUGGACCUUAGCGUGGAACCCAAGUAAACAUUGAUGGUUUGGGCUGGCAGCAACCCAAUCAGCGUGGCCACAUGGUAGUCUCUUGUGUUGAUGGAACUGAUCUGUGAAAAUAAUAGUCUGAUAUAGAAACUGAAUGGUUUAAGCGUGCCAUGAUUUUUUGAACUACGACAGUGUCAGAAGGGGGGAAAGCACCUGACUUUUAAGGAAAACUGGUUUUUAUUUAGUUCAACUGCAGUGAAACUUGACGAAUAUGCACAUAUAUUAGUAACCGUCUCUUAAUUUAAGCAUUUUGACGCGCUGUAUUAUUCGUAUAAUUAGCUAUUUAACUAUUGCAGUAUAAAUAAUUAUUCAUAUAGAUUCACAAAGCUUUGCACAAUUUAAUUUACAUGUCCGUGUAAAGAAUAUUUGGUUCAAUUAAUUUUACGUUCGAUUUCUUAAAGUUAAUAAAAUAAAAUAAAAGAAUAUCCAGAUAUUCCGACCUCACCCCUGUCUGAACAAGUUCAACAAUAACAAUAGAUCUGACGAAAUCUAGUCACUUACUCCGAAUAUCACAUUCUGCACUCCGAAGGGAAUGGGGGUAAGUCGGGUAAAGAGAACGACUCGAAAUGCCUUUGGGCCAGAAAUGACGCGGAGAAUGGCUCGUCCCGUGUCAUUCUUGAUCAGCCUGCAAAUAGAUGCAAUCGAACGGGUCUCAUCAUUUCAUUUAUUUAUUAUUUAUGCAUAAUUACACCCAACUGUGCGGUGCUAGUGCUGAAACAUGGCUCUAAGUGAGUUUAUCCAACAAUCAGGAAAUGUUUAUUGGGGCUAUAAGCCAGUUCCACCGUUCGUCGGCGAAACAGUUUACGCUCCCUCAUAAAAAUUGGUAGGCACUGAUUUCAUGCUAUCACACAAAUAGCCUGUAAUUAGGUGGGCCUAUGUAUAUAGCUCUUGGUAAAUGUGAUGUUAAAUAAAUGUGUUAUUUUUGAAGAAAAUUCAUGUGGCGCCGUAAUUGAUAAUUGAUGAAUUAGGUACGCUGGGUAGUGGAACCUAGUUUAGUAAUUAUCGGAAAUGUAAUGCUUUCUGCUAUCAGCGCGCCAAAUGUCUGAUAAGGAGAUCAAAACCGACUGAGCGACAAAGGGGUAUUUACCCAAAGAAGCGGGUCUUAAUUGCAAACGGGUUUAAUGACAAAUGAGUGUUUAGUACGUAUAUACAAAACAUACAACACAUUUAUAUGAGCCGGCGACGUGGUUACGCGAUAUCGAUUACGCGGAAUAACUGCCCUUAUCAGAUAUUCCUUGGGCAAAUGUAUUCGCUCAGUUGUCGCCACCGUGGCUUUGCAAUUGUCGUGUGUCACAAGAUCCACUUUGAUCACCGU